Coregonus clupeaformis (lake whitefish) is the source of this 619-nucleotide messenger RNA. RefSeq names its product histone 24-like. NCBI's taxonomy places the organism in Eukaryota, Metazoa, Chordata, Actinopteri, Salmoniformes, Salmonidae. The coding region runs from base 63 to 302 and encodes 79 amino acids. The transcript is spliced from 2 exons. The record is from RefSeq and is a predicted model, not a curated record.
AAACAGACUCCAAGACAGAAAACAGGCAACUCAGGCAGAAACAGACUCAGGAAGCGGGAUUCAUGACAGCCAAAGGGGCAUCCCCCAAGAAACCAGCCGCCGCCAAGAAGCCAGCCGCCCCAAAGAAGGCGGCUGAAGAUGCAAAGCAGCCGUCCAUCAUGGAAGCUCUGUCCAAGCCCAAGCCAGCUGCCAAAACCGCCGGCAAGAAGGUCCCGUCGUUUGACUCCAGCGACUCGGAGGGCCCGUCCAAGGCCUCUGCCCCGUCUAAGACCGCUCCGGCGACUCUCGGCCCUGGACAGUGACAACUCUGACAGCAGCUCUGAUGACCACCUCAAUGCUUUUAUAUUCUCCUCUCUACUGCCACUUGUCCAAGAAUGGCUUUGAAUUUUGUAACACUUGGAGACUUGACUGCUUUUGCACAUUGGUUAUAUGCUAGAAUUUGUUCCUUUUUUUCCCAGGUAUGAUAGAAAUCUAAUUUUAAGAAUUGUUUAAAAAUUACUGUGUGCUAAUAACAAAAACAAUGUAAUAUAUAAAGCAUUAGUCUUGCAAAUAGCUGCAUAUUUGACAAUUUCUUUAAUGCUACAUUUCGUUUUUAAUGUCAUUUUUUGUUACAUGUUCA